GGGCGGGGAGGAGGGAGGAGCCGGGCGCGUUUCCUGGCGGCGGGCGGCUGGCGCGGCGUGGGCAGGUCCGGGAGAAGUUCGCCGAGUCCGCCCCGGGGGCAGAGGCGCGUCCGUGUCCGUGUCCGUGUCCGUGUCGGUGAGGUAGAGGCCGCCCGCGGCCCCGCCGCCUGCUCGGCAUGGCCGGCCGCCUCGGCCGCGGGAUGUGCCGCGGGAUGGGCAAGCGGGGCCGGGGCUGCCGGGGCUGCCGGGGCGGGGGCGCGCUGCUGGCCCUGGGGCUGCUGGCGGCCGUCGGCGUCCUCGCCUGGCGGCACGGCCCGCCGCCCCCCCCCGCCGCCCGCCGCCCCCCGCCGCCGCCGCCCGCCGAUGCCGAGCUGCUGCGGAAGCCGGUGUACGCGAAGCCGGCCCUGGACCCGGGGGCGCUGGGCGAGCUGGGCCGGGCGGUGCGGCUGGAGCUGAGCCCCGCCGAGAAGCGCCGCCAGGAGGAGAGCAUCCGCCGGCACCAGAUCAACAUCUACCUGAGCGACCGCAUCUCGCUGCACCGCCGCCUCCCCGAGCGCUGGAACCCGCUAUGCAAAGAGAUGAAGUAUGAUUAUUACAGCCUGCCAAAAACCUCCGUUGUGAUAGCUUUUUAUAAUGAGGCUUGGUCAACACUUCUGCGAACUGUUCAUAGUGUUCUUGAGACAUCUCCAGAUAUACUUUUGGAAGAAAUUAUCCUUGUAGAUGAUUACAGUGACAAAGAACAUUUAAAGGAGAGGUUGGAAAACUACGUGGCUGGGUUACGCAAGGUGCGUCUUAUCCGCGCCAAUAAGCGAGAGGGGCUGGUUCGAGCCCGGCUGCUGGGGGCGUCUGUGGCAAAAGGAGACAUCCUGACGUUCCUGGACUGCCACUGCGAAUGCCACGAGGGCUGGCUGGAGCCGCUGCUGGCAAGGAUUGCAGAAGAAGAAUCAGCCGUUGUCUGCCCUGUCAUUGAUGUUAUUGACUGGAAUACAUUUGAGUACUUGGGAAAUGCUGGUGAGCCGCAGAUUGGUGGAUUUGACUGGAGACUGGUCUUCACUUGGCAUACUACCCCUGAAAGAGAACAAAAACGGAGGAAGUCCAAGACCGAUGUGAUCAGGUCUCCAACCAUGGCAGGUGGAUUGUUUUCUGUGAGCAAGAAGUAUUUUGAUUAUCUUGGUUCAUAUGACACAGGAAUGGAAGUCUGGGGAGGAGAAAACCUUGAAUUCUCGUUUAGGAUAUGGCAGUGUGGAGGAAGUCUUGAGAUCCACCCGUGCUCGCAUGUAGGUCAUGUUUUCCCCAAACAAGCUCCCUACUCACGGUCCAAAGCUUUGGCAAACAGCGUGCGUGCAGCUGAAGUGUGGAUGGAUGACUAUAAAGAACUUUAUUACCACCGAAACCCACACGCUCGCCUGGAACCUUAUGGAGAUGUGACAGAAAGGAGACUUCUUAGAGAGAAGCUGAAAUGUAAGGACUUCAAAUGGUUCUUGGAGAACGUGUACCCAGAGCUUCACGUACCCGAAGACAGACCGGGUUUCUUUGGAAUGCUGAAGAAUAGAGGAAUGGCAAACUUCUGUUUUGAUUAUAACCCUACAAAUGAACACCAAGUAACUGGACACAGGAUCAUACUGUACCCAUGUCAUGGCAUGGGACAUAAUCAGUUUUUCGAGUACACAUCCCAUAAUGAAAUACGUUACAACACCCGACAGCCAGAAGUCUGUGUGGCAGUGGAUUCAGGGACUGACUACUUGACAAUGUACUUGUGUCAAGAAAGCAUCCACAGCGUUCCUGAAAACCAGAAGUUUGUUUUCAGGGAGGACGGUACUUUGUUUCAUCUACACACCCAGAAGUGUGUGCAAGCUGAAUCAAACGCUUACAAUGGUAACCCAGCGCCAUUAUUACGACCAUGUACCAACUCGGACUACCAAAAAUGGUUCUUCAGAGAAAGAAGUUGAUCCAGAUGUCAUCUAGGAUAUAGCUGAAUAUGAAAAUGUUCUCUUUCUAGUCAGCACUUAGUCAGCCUUCUGAAAAUCACAUAAGUGAUAUAUUUUUGUAUGGAAAGAACUGUCAUUAGUUUACAAGCCUUGGAUUUUGUUUUCUGGAGCAUUAAAAGGCACUAAGCAUUGAGAGCUACAUAAAGUAAGUGCUGUGGUUAUAUCAUGCCACAUAAUCUGCUCCUCUUUUCUCUUUAUUUGGCAGCUACAUAACUGCUUCUGAAGUGACUUAGGUUCUUUUCACAAGUGACAAUAUAUUUUUUUAAUCUACUGUGUGGAAGUAAGGCAGUCAAAAUAAUUGCACUAACGUUAUCUGCCAAUAACUUAAAAUGUUUAUUUUUCUACUAAAACAUUCUGCAGUUGGGCCUUUUUAACAGAGAGUAGUUAAUAAUUCUUGUUCCUUAAAAACCAAGGAGGUAAAUAUAGGACAGAUUCUGCCCUAAGUGACUGCCACAAAACCCUUACUGAAGACAGUGUGGAUUUGCACAUGAAGACAGAGUGGGUCUUUUGCACAAACAACAAUCUAGAUGCAUACAGAUUGCACAUGCUUGUCAGUACUAUACAUUAAAUGUUGUGACGAUUUUAGAUGCUCAUGGCACUUGAUGAGUUUCUAAUCAUGCUUAAGCCUGGGGAGUAAAACGGGGAUUUUCCCAUAUUUCUUAAAGAAGUAAGGCAACAAUAUUUAAAGGCGAUGCUCUGGGAAAAGCUGUUUAGAUUCACAUAGAUCUAGCUAUGUGUCUGUGUCCCAGGCUGUACAACUUACUUUAACAUGAUGUGGAUUUUUGAACACUUAUAAAACUUGUGAGAUCAGACCUAGCAAUACUUUUUUUUGACAGAUUUCAAAAUCACAGAGAAAAUGAAUCUAAGAAAUUAUCAUUCAUUAAAUUGUAAAUGUUUAAAUGGUUCAUACAAAAAUGAUUGUAUAAACAAAAAUGGUUUUGCAAGGAAUCGAUAAUGAUAUGCAGCUGAUAUUAAUACAAAAAGAAUUGUCUUUCAGAAAUAACUUGCAUUUUGUCUGGGAACUCCUUUUCUGAUAACUUUUUUGUGUCAGCACAUACAGUCCUUUUGAAAACACGGGGUUUAAUCUGCACUGGUACAAGUUGUCUUCUGCUGUGGUGUGUAGGAUCUGCUUUACCCAAUCAGACAAGUGGUGUGUAUAGCGAUGAUUUGGUCAUUGACCAUCAUCAUUACAAUAUUGAUUAAAAGGGUUUCAACUCAUACGGAAAGCUUCUCUCUAUAUUAGUUGGAGGUAUGCUUAUGUGUAGAAGUAUGAAGAUUUCAGCCUUUUUUCCCCAGAAGUCUGUCUUGGCAUCUGUUUAAUUUAGUUUGGGAUUUCUACUAUUAUUUGCCUUUGUUCAUGUUUUCUGUAAAAAAAUGUGCAGCCCUUUGAGUCCUCAUAAGCUCGUGUCAUUUUGGCAUAUCUAUUUAUAUGAUUAGGGUGUGGGGGGGGAGGGUUUGUGCCUGUAGGAGAUGCAUACGUAGGUUCUUCCAAGUUCUUUCUAGACCCAUGUAGAUGGGAUGUUUUUGUGAGCACCUUUCAAGUUUUGUCCCUGUGGGCUGGACUGAUGAAAUUGAUGUUAGAAUUAAUAAAACAUUUUGUGAUUCAGUAGGUUAGGAGCUGUCAUUCCAACUAUGGGAGUGUUUUUCUUAUGGCCGCUGCCUUUCUUUUAAUAAUUUUGCUGAUCUCUUAGGCUCUGAUCCCUGCAGCACUUGGGACAAGACAGCUUUAUUUUAUGGUCUCUUAAGUUCCCUUUCCUCAGUAAUUUCCUCAUUCACUCAGUAAUGCUUCUGUUCACCUGCUAGCAGCAGUGGUGUGCACUUUGUGGAGCCACAAAUGAAAACUUGUUGGCUGCAUGAGAGAACUGUGAGAGCUCCAGCAACGCAGCAAGGUUUUUCUGUUCAUUUCUUCUGCUUUGUCUUCGUGACUGUUGAAUGAAUUACAUUAGUAACUUAAUGAGAGCCCAGCUAUUACAACUGUGUUGUAAUAGUCAUAGUCAUAUGUAAUAGUCGAUAGUCAAUGGUCAGUGAGGUUUUCUUAGUUUCAGCACUUCAAGAUUUCAUCACCAGAUGGUGGUAGGCAAGGGAAACUUGUAUGAAAAAUAUUUUCCAAUUACUGUCUUCCCACUCAGCACUUGUUUAGAGGGAAGUAUUGAUGUUUUGGGCUUCUAGUUACAGGCAGCAGAGCUGUUUUCUCAUAUGCCAGCAAACGUGCUAGCCUGGGUUGGAUAUUUGCUAGGCAAACACAUGUAUAUUGCAGUCAAAAGCAGACACUGAAUGUAGCAACGUCACCAGCUUGCUCUCCCUAUAGUGGCCUUUUAGUCAAUUUACUUACCAUUUUUCUCCUUUAUAUCCUUUUCUUCUCAACUCACUGGAAUUGUAUUAAUGUCUGGCUUCAGAUUUGGAGGGUGAAGGACUCCAUCAAGCAUCUGAGUCACAAUGCAUAUCUUCAGACUUCCUUUUGGGGAAGGUCAGAGCUAUCUGCUGAGAAAUGCACUUGGACUUUGGGCUUCUCCUCAGUAGAGGAGGGGCUGGAUGCCUCACAGGAAUGGAAAAAUUGGAGGACCUCAGUGGCAAAUCGAUACUUCGUCUGGUUCUGACCUCUUAGGGCGCUCUCUGAAAAAGAGAGAGAGCGGAAUACUUCCCACACAGUCCAAGUCAAGAAGCAGUAGGUCCCCCCUUUCUUAGUAUUCAUCUUCCUUUUAUACUGGGAGCCAUUUCUUUUCCCCUUUGCCACUAACCAUGUGAAGCACCCAUAAAACCAAAACUUGCAACUCAAGCCUUUUGAUAACGUUAGAUUGAAAUAAUGGGAUGCUGGCAGCACAAACUGGGAAAUCUCAAGGGUCCUUCUUCCAUUUGGUACCAUCACUCUGUUCAAAACAAGAAAGGACGUUUUUUAAAUAUGGAAAGAUGGACUGAACAAAUUGUCCUAAGAAGGUGUUGUCCCAGCGCACAGUACGCUGUAUAAAAUUCUAUGAUAGAGACAAAGAAAUCUGUCCUCUAAAUGGAUUGUAUUCAUUCCUCGUUGCCUAGCUGUGAAUAAGCCCUUCCCAUGUUUACUGCCUUUUUAGGCAUUAUACUGGAUCAGUGUGAUUUUGUGUUCUCCCAGGUUCCUUCCCUUCGUCUGGUGUUCCUUGGAUGUCCCUAGAUAUGGGGCGUAUUUGGCAUGGUUGGGGCACAAAAGAUUAAGUCAGGAGACAGUUUAAUUCACAGAAUUAAACUGUGCAAAAUGUUUUCCCAAUUUUCCAUAUCCUGUGCUGAAUACACCUUGUGAAGGGAAUAGUAAUGUGCAAGGACCCUUUAACCUUUAAUAAAUUACCUGAUGGUAUUAUCCCCAAAAGGAGAAUUUGGCGUUGUAAGUACUGAUGGAACUUGCUGAAUUUUUUGAAAUUCAAAAGUAAUUAAAAAAUUUGUAAUUAAAAACCUGCUUAUUUCUUAGUCUUUGCAUUCCUUUAUUAAAAAAAAAUUGCAAUCCA
Molecule: messenger RNA, 5461 nt
Organism: Phalacrocorax carbo (great cormorant)
Lineage: Eukaryota; Metazoa; Chordata; Aves; Suliformes; Phalacrocoracidae
Source: RefSeq, a predicted model, not a curated record